Messenger RNA from Cylicocyclus nassatus, 420 nucleotides. The record is from the annotation of a GenBank genome assembly. NCBI's taxonomy places the organism in Eukaryota, Metazoa, Nematoda, Chromadorea, Rhabditida, Strongylidae.
GCUUUACUACAUAUUCAAAGUAAUAGUUGUUGGUGCUUCGAUAUCUAUCAAUAACAUCGCAAUGACGACGUUGUAUUCCGAGAUAAUUGGACCACGGCUUCAGGGUACUUUUCAAGGAUAUUUUCAAAUGGCAGGUGCAGCAGGCAGUCUGGUGGCACCAGUGUUCACUAGUGAUCUCUAUACGAGUUACGGACCGAAAGCGACUUGGGCUUUGGAAAUUAUGCUGUUGUGUGCAACCACUAUUCUUUGGAUAAUAUUCUAUGGAAAGAUGGUACCUAUAAAACUUGUGGAUGGUGAUGAUCAAUCGAAGGGAAAAAGGAAGUUUAGUGAUAUUGACAUUGCAUGAUCAGGUCUGCCAUUUAGUUUGAUAUUCAACACUGAGUAAGCACCUCUUCAUGCAACUUUUAUUUUUCGAAUUAC